AUGGGAUUUGGUUACUAUUGCAUCUAUAGUGACCCUUCAUUGCCCUUUUUAUUUAAGGUUAUAUGUGUAAUCUUAUUUACCAUGGAAGACAAGACUUCAGUUCAAACAUUCACCCCACAAGUUACCGAGGAACAUAAGCCCAAAGUCGGGAAAGAGUUUGAAACAAUUAAAGGUGCAUAUGAAUUGUAUAACAAAUAUGCAAGAGAAGCUGGAUUUAGUGCUAAAUUGUCUAACAUUGAAUGUACUGGUGAAAGACAUCGAGGAAUCGUUCGGGUGAGUUGUAAGGCUAAAUUAACUAUGACUAAAUCAAAAUCAUCUCCGAAUUGGAUCGUUAGUAGAUUUGUGGAAUCUCAUAAUCAUGCACUCGCAACACCUAGUAAAGUUCCCCUAUUAAGAUCUCAUAGGCAUGUUUCAAAUGCCAAAAAAGCCUUGGCAAAACAAUUCUUUGAAGCAAAUGUAUCGACUAGUCAACAAAUAAGUUUGAUGGAGAUUGGAUAUGGGAGUCCUCAAAAAUAUUGGAUGUACCGAGCGAGAUAUCAGAAACUAUGA
Olea europaea var. sylvestris is the source of this 549-nucleotide messenger RNA. Its product is annotated as protein FAR1-RELATED SEQUENCE 5-like. The transcript is spliced from 3 exons. The record is from RefSeq and is a predicted model, not a curated record. Lineage: Eukaryota; Viridiplantae; Streptophyta; Magnoliopsida; Lamiales; Oleaceae. The coding region runs from base 1 to 549 and encodes 182 amino acids.